Molecule: messenger RNA, 1481 nt
Organism: Trichoderma citrinoviride
Lineage: Eukaryota; Fungi; Ascomycota; Sordariomycetes; Hypocreales; Hypocreaceae
Product: MFS general substrate transporter
Exons: 5
Coding region: 107-1471 (454 amino acids)
Biological process (GO): transmembrane transport
Cellular component (GO): brush border membrane
Molecular function (GO): transmembrane transporter activity
Source: RefSeq, a predicted model, not a curated record
CUCUCCAUUGUGGGUGGGUCCUGUCUCGGAGAGCUUCACUUCUCGACACCCAAAAGUCGUCGUACAGAUUAGACAAUCCGUUUCCUGGCCUUGCCGCAUCUGCGCUAUGGUGGCCGUCGACCCUGCGACGCGGAAGCGUGUGCUUCGGGUUGUCAUCGUGUCGCUUCUUCUGGAUCUGAUAUCCUUCACAUUCAUCCUGCCUCUCUUCCCAAAGCUGCUAGAGUUCUACCGGGACCGCGAGGCCCCUGACCUGAUCCUCAAAGAUGCACCCAGUACUUUCCUUCAACAGGUCCUCGGAGGCUUGAAUGCAUACAAGUCGUCUUUCUCGCGACCAAUCGACUCGCGAUAUGACAUUGUUCUUCUCGGUGGAGCACUGGGCUCCUUAUUUUCCCUCCUGCAAGCCAUCGCGUCUCCCAUGAUCGGCCACUUUUCUGACCGCUACGGCCGUCGCCAUGCGCUGCUGGCCUCCAUGUGCGGGAACAUGCUGUCUGUGCUCCUCUGGGUUGUGGCAGUCGACUUCCGCACCUUCGUGGCUAGCCGCGUCGUGGGUGGCCUCUCCGAAGGCAAUGUCCAGAUUGCUACCGCCAUGGCUAGCGAUAUCUCCGACGAGACGACGCGAGGGUCCACCAUGGCCAUCAUUGGCGCCUGCUUCUCUGUGGCUUUCACUUUCGGCCCCGGCCUAGGGGCAUGGUUGAGCACGGUUACCACGGCAUGGGCCAACCCCUUUGCUGUGGCAGCAGGAUUCAGCCUGUUCCUGAUCAGCGUUGAAACACUAUACCUGUACUUCUGUCUGCCGGAAACACUGCCAUCACUAACUGGCAGGGAGACAGCCACAGGGAAUACUCCCAACGACAAGAGUGGAACGAAGACAGCAGCAAAGCAGGUCGAGCGGACCAACUCACGCUUCCUGCUCUAUGCAACUCACUUUGUGUUUCUCUUGUUCUUCUCGGGAAUGGAGACGUCGCUGUCUUUCAUGACGUAUGACCUGUUCCAGUUCACCUCUGCAAAGAAUGGUAGGCUGCUUGGAUAUAUCGGCCUAGUAGCCUCCAUCUUCCAAGGAGGCGUCACGAGACGACUGACUCCCCUAAUGUCCGUACGGAUCGGAACAGUCGCCUGCCUCACAGCCUUUAUCCUCCUCAGCCGCCUUUCCACACUCGGAGGCCUCUAUACCGCAGCGACUUGCCUCGCCGUCACGUCAGCCACAGUGGUAACAGGACUCAACGCUCUCAGCAGCUUCGAGGCCAACGAGCACGAACACGGAGGGAAGCUAGGCAUUAUGCGAAGCUGGGGCCAGCUGGGUCGUGGGCUGGGACCGAUUCUAUUCACGAGCGUAUACUGGUGGGCUGGAAGAGAAUAUGCGUAUACCAUGGGUUCGAUGGGCGCUCUUGUCGUCGUCACGGUCGCAUUUUUGGGGCUGAAGGCUCCCAAGGGGAUGACUCGUGUGAAGGCGACUGAGAAGAAGGGCCAAUAAACGCAAUCGA